AUGAUAAUUGAAUUGGGGUUGAGAAGCACUAGUAUAGAUUCGCUUCGGCAGGAUAUCCUUGACGAGGGUGUUUGCAAUGAGUUAGAUGACCUUCUUAGGUGUGACGAGGGUGUUGGCAAUGAGUUAGAUGCUCUCCUUCGGUGUGACGAGGGUGUUGCCAUUCUCGAUGACGUCAAGGUUGAUUUAAAAGAACUCUCUGAAAUAUUAGUUUUCAUCAAAGAGGCGGAGGUAGUUAACACCUUGCAUGGGGUAAAGAAUAACAUAGAAAAGGACAAGCAUAGUAGAAUCGUCCAAUGGAUCAUCAGGAUUUGCAAGGGUUUUCUUCCAGCCACGUUCUUCUCUUGUAUCUCUCUAUUUGAUCGUACCUUGGUGAAAGGCUCUAUUACGAGCAGCAAGCUUAGGCUUGUUGCUGUGACAUCUUUGUUGAUUUUUGGAAAAUUUGAGGAGCCCAAGAAGCUUUAUGUUGGGCAUCUGCUGCAAUUGACAAAUGCCGAAUAUACAAGGAAAGAUGUGCUCAAAAUGGAGGAACAAAUCCUCAAGGAGGUCAGUUGGAGGCUGUACUCUCCUACGGUCCAUACUUUCUUGAGGUACAAUUAUAUAUUUUCUGACAAACUGACUCUUGAAUUUGGAAGACAACUUUCAUCUCAGGGUUGACCCUUGCUAGAGAAGUAAUUAGUGUUGUAA
Rhododendron vialii is the source of this 684-nucleotide messenger RNA. RefSeq names its product cyclin-A3-3-like. The coding region runs from base 1 to 654 and encodes 217 amino acids. Gene Ontology annotation, cellular component: cytoplasm; cyclin-dependent protein kinase holoenzyme complex; nucleus. NCBI's taxonomy places the organism in Eukaryota, Viridiplantae, Streptophyta, Magnoliopsida, Ericales, Ericaceae. Gene Ontology annotation, molecular function: cyclin-dependent protein serine/threonine kinase regulator activity. The record is from RefSeq and is a predicted model, not a curated record. Gene Ontology annotation, biological process: regulation of cyclin-dependent protein serine/threonine kinase activity; mitotic cell cycle phase transition. The transcript is spliced from 4 exons.